GAGGUACUGCUGUGUGUAACCUGUGGACAGCAGCAGCAGGCUCCCACGGAUGUGAAAGCCCUAGGAGGCUGGUAGAGGAAGAGAGUGGAGACGUCACAUAGAUGCAAGCAGCCGUAGCUGCCUCACCGCUAAUCACACAUUACCUACAAGCUAACCAUUCCGUGCUCUACAUGGCUCGCCUUUGAUACAUCAUCGCAGAGCCCAAUUGGCACACUCGCAUUCCACAAAAAUUGAAAUUUAACGACCUUGCGGAACGGGGAAUAUUUUUUUUCACCGUCACAAAUAUUAAUUGGUCCCCCUCCUCUUGCAUCCGAGAACAGUCUGACUUGGCUAGCGUCAGGCUAGCCAGCUAGCUAGCUAGCUACUCGUAUCGCUAACGGUGGUUAGCUAGCUAGCGAGCUGUGGUAACUUGCGUCAUGGACGAGCUUCUAGUGGAAGUGAGGGGGACAAGCGGCGCCUUUUAUAAGGCUUUUGUGAAGGAUGUCCAUGAAGGAUCGGUCACAGUAGCAUUUGAAAACAACUGGCAGCCGGAGCGCCAGAUCCCAUUCCACGAUGUGCGAUUUCCUCCUCCAACAGGGUUCUGCAAAGAGAUAAAUGAGAGCGAUGAGGUUGAGGUGUACUCCAGGUCUAAUGACAAGGAACCAUGUGGUUGGUGGCUGGCCAAGGUUCGCAUGGUCAAAGGAGAGUUUUAUGUUAUAGAGUAUGCUGCAUGUGAUGCAACAUUAAACGAGAUUGUGACGCUGGAGCGGUUACGGCCGAUCAAUCCAAACAAACCAGCUACCAAAAAUACCUUCCUCAAGAUCAGACUGGACGUCCCUGAUGAUCUACGGCAGAUGUGCUCCAAGGAAUCAGCACACAAAGACUUCAAAAAGGCCGUGGGAGCGUUCAGUGUCACUUAUGACUCAGAGAAGAAGCAGCUCGUCAUCUUGUCGGUGAAUGAGGUCACGGCAAAGCGGGCCAACAUGAUGAGCGACAUGCACUUCAGGAGCCUCCGCACCAAACUGUCUCUCAUGCUGAGGAAUGAAGAGGCCAGCAGACAACUGGAGAGCUCCCGGCAGCUGGCAUCACGCUUCCAUGAACAAUUUGCAGUACGUGAUGAUUUGAUGGGGCUCGCCAUCGGGACUCAUGGGGCCAACAUUCAGCAAGCCCGUAAAGUUCCUGGAGUUACUAAUAUCGAUCUGGAUGAAGAGACGUGCACCUUCCAUAUUUAUGGAGAGGACCAGGAUGCUGUUCGUAUGGCAAGGAGUUUCCUGGAGUUUUCCGAAGAUGUCAUUAAAGUUCCCCGGAACUUAGUAGGAAAGGUGAUUGGGAAGAGUGGCAAACUGAUCCAGGAAGUGGUUGAUAAGUCUGGCGUGGUGCGUGUUCGCAUCGAGCCUGAGAAUGACAAAAAGCCCUCGGUGGCAUCGGCAUCGGUGGCGGCGGCGGCAGCAGGAGACGAGGGAAUGGUGCCAUUUGUAUUUGUGGGGACCAAGGAAAGCAUCUCCAAUGCAACGGUACUGCUGGACUACCACCUCAACUAUCUGAAGGAGGUGGACCAGCUUCGUCUAGAGCGUCUUCAGAUCGACGAGCAGCUGAGACAAAUAGGAGGCGGGGCUAGUGUAGGAGGAACGGGCCCACGAAAUCCUAAAGACAAAAGCUAUGUGUUUGAUAAUGGCACAGGCCUCGGGAGAGGAGCCGGAGGAGGGAAGCCCUAUGGAGGAGGAGGAGGAAGAGGCGGUCGAGGACGAAGAGGAGGGGGUGCAGCGUUUGCAUCAGGCACCAACUCAGAGGCAUCCAACGCUUCAGAGACGGAGUCAGACCACAGAGACGAGCUCAGCGAUUGGUCACUGGCUCCCACUGAGGAGCUAAUGACAGGAGGUGGAACCUUGCCAAGACGAACGGAUGGCAGGAGGAGAGGCGGUGGCGGAGGACCUCGAGGACGAGGGGGUAGAGGACGAGGAGGAUAUAAAAGUGAUGAUGUGCAGUGGAGCGACCCGAGGCCUCGCCAUAGCAGAGACCCCAAGACAAGAGCGCAGGAAGACACCCUACAGAUCCGUGUGGACGGGAACAAUGAACGUAGCGUGCAGCAUUCCUCAGGCGGGAGAGGAGGUGGGCCUUCUUCAUCGCAGGGUGGCAUCAGCGCCAGCAGCGAGGGCCCUCCACGCCAUCAUCACCGGCCCAUCAGAGACCGAGGGAUGAAGAAGGAGAAGCAGGAUGCUCCCCCUCUGGUGAACGGAGUGUCGUAAAUGCAUCACUGGUGGACCUUCCCACUCUGACACAUAUACUCCGAAAUGAACACACACUCUCACACAGCCACACACACGUCACACAAAACACAAUGGGUCUUUAACCAUCCAUAGUUUAGUUUUUUUCUGUUUUCAGUAAUCACGGUAAUAGACAGGAGGUUCAAUUCCAUCAGCAUGGAAGGCUUAUGGUAGUGAAGACCAUGCUGGUCUGCUACAUGGAUGUUCUCGACCAACAAACUUUCUGUCGAAACACAUCCAACGUUGAGUUAUAUGCAUCGCUUCUCCUCUAUUAGCAACAUGGUGACGCUACGCAUGCUAGCCUUCACUCUCUCUGCACCUUGAGGUUUCCUACCUGACCUUAAGACCUCCCUUUUUCAUGUGCUUGGGGCACAACGAGUCCAGUGCUCCACCCUGGUGAAGUACGGGCAAUAUCUUCCAUGACGCAUCAAUAUCAGCUUCUGUGAUUGCUUGUACUGUAUUCAACUUGCAAAUAAUUGUAACGAUAAGCGGCACUCAUACUAACAACAUGUCCCUUAUCUUAACCGGACUGUCAUCCUGCCGCAACGGUGACCUGGUCUUGGACCGCAUCCACACACUCAUCUUUGAUCCAUGACCUGAGCCUGCUUUCACACGAGGCUCCUCUGUUGGGCAGGCAGCAUGAACCCCCCCUCCUGGGAUCAGGACCCCCCUGUUGUCUGUGGACGACGUUUGACAGCACUCAGCUAAAGUUGGGAACUUCAGUGUUGAGUAGAAUCGGAUGUCUGAAAUCCGACAUGACAAAUGGCCAUGGAUUUCACUAAUGUCAGGGUGGAGAAAACCCUUUACCGCGUUAGAACAGGAUACAUUUGUAGGCCCGCCUUACAGGGGCUUGAUCUGUAUUUAGCCUUGUUUAGUAAGACACCUUUUCCGUGAGUUGGGAUGGAAUGGGUCAACUUUUUUGGUGGAUCUUAAGAGUGUUGGUGUUUUGUCUUUCGAAGAUGAUGAUAUGAUAACAUAAGUCCAUGGCACUCAGAUGCAAAUCAACUACAAUGGAACCUUGGUUUUUUCUCAGUAAUUUGUUCCAAAAGUGUGUCAAAAACAGAUCAUACAAAAACCAAAGCAAUUUUUCCCAUUGUCAAAUUUGUUCACAACACCGAAAACUAUAAAGAAAACACAUUUUAUAGAGAAUAAUUAUAGUUUUACACGCAGAAAACAAUGUGUUAAAUGCAUAUAAAUUAAGAAUGAAAUGAAUGAUGAAUGCCCUGUGGUGACCUCUGGCCCGAAUACAGCUGGGAUAGGCUCCAGCACCCCAGCGACCUUCGUGAGGAUAAGCAGCAGAAAAUGAAUGAAUGAUGAACAUACUUUGCUACAAGUUCUUUCUUGAAUAAUACUGUUUCUCACCACAUUUUCCCCCAUGGUGGCUUAUUUUGCAGUUAGCUUCCAUUUUAAAAAGGCUGUAUACCAACACGUUUGGACGCUUUGUUUGGUCACUUGAUUCCACAGAACGAUACACCUGCAAAUAGACUCGUUUGUUCUGCACAAUUACAGUGGAACAAAAGAUGACAAAUGAUGUACUGCAUUUCGGUGACGGCUGCCAUUCAGCCACGUCAUACAACCUCGACAUGUUUGAUGGUUCAAGCGGAACUUCAUUCCCUGCAUUUAAAAUACAAGUGCGUCAUUGGAAAGUUAACUAAAAUGAUUGAAGUCUGAGCAUAAAAGUCAUUUAAAAAGCUUUUUAAAAGUUGUUUCUAUCUCCGUGCCUUGGAUUUAUGCUUCUCUUUGGGUUCUUUUGCAAGCACCUGACUGCUUAUGUUAUUUUCAGACCCCUUCCAACGCUAAUUUGUGGUUCCCACACGUACCGUCUGGUCUCAUAGCAUCUUUUUUCCAAAACGCUCCCAUCGUGAUUUCUGAGGCCAGUAUUUCCUUUCUGUUGUACUUAUUUUUACAGAACUAUCAAUGGUGAUUUAUUUCUCACUGCAAAGCAUCCAAAAGUGGUUCAAGUACAAAUAAUAUUUUUACUGUCCGUCAAACAUUCACCGAAUGGAGUUGUUUAGUUUGUUUGAAGAGCGAGGGUGGCAUACUGUAUAUAAUGAUGUCAUUAUUUGUCUGGAGAAAAAGAUUUGUACUAUUAUUUCAAAUGUGCACUUAUCCUUAUUUUCUUUCUUUUUUGCUGUUUGAUAUCAGUUGAAUGCUAGAUCUCUUGAUAAUAAACUUGCUGUAAAAAGUAUCCUCCAUAGCAGGGUUGAGUCACAUUGAUAGUGAAAUGUCCUCAAAUAUAAAAUAUUCCUUCACGAGUGGAUGUCCUAAAAUGUGUUACAUAGUUGUGUUUUAAGGACUGUCUAUUGUUGCGGUCCAGUCAUCAUCCAUCCAUUAUAUGACUUAUUAUUAGUAUUAUUCAAAUUGAUCUCAAAUAUUCCAGGCAGUGAAUCAGUCAAGCUUGUUUGAAUUGAAAUCAAACAUUGUUCAAUAUUGUUGGAUACAAAGCGUCUACCAGUCAUUACAGGAAUCAGCAUAGAAUGUCCCUUGGGGGGGGGGGGUGUGAAAGUGUAUUUCUUCACAUUUUCUGGUAAAAUACGGGUGGUCCUCGGGUUCCUAGACUGGGAUCUAAGUCGAGUUUAGUACAGAACACAUGAAGGACAUAUAGAAUAUACUGUAGUCAUAAAAAGUAUCCCUGGAGUUGUGCAGGCUAGUCUGGAAGGAUUGUCCUUGUAACAGCGCACAGACUCCAUGACCCCUCUCGCAUUCAAUAAUUGUUAUCCAUGUUGAUGGUUGUGACAGUGGAGCUGUUGGGACCAAAAGACCUGCCAAUAUUGGUGGGCGUGUCUCCCGUUUUAAAACCAUUAUCCAUCCAUCUAUUUUCUGUGGGGGACAGCCAUCUUGUUCUUUCCUUCCUUUUCCCGUGCAUGGUGUUGGCUUUCCUUUUCUUUGGCGCACUUUGACGCUUGGGAGACGUAUUGAAGUAAAAAAGUUCACUAAGAGUCGGUGAUAUUUAUUCUUCUUCCACAAAAUAGUUCUCGGUCGAGUCUCGUGUUUACAGAAAAAGAGUUUUUGAAAUAAGUUAUGUGAGCGUGCUGGUAACCACUAAAGCCCAUAAAGCCCAUAAAGCCCAUAAAGCGAGGACCACGUGUAUUAGCUGUCCAUAUCUGGAGCCUGUAAGCCAGCAUUGGAGGAUGUACUAUACUGAAGCUUAUGUCCCACCCAGGCUAUGUUAUAUAAAGUUUACGUCAAAAUGGUGCAACUGAUUUCACUGUAGGGUUGGACUCCAGCCUUAAUGUACGAUAUGCUAUAAAAAAAAACCUGAUGUCAACUUUUCCGCACCAGAAUGAGUUGAAUAGACUUGUGUGCAUUGUUUUGUUUUAUUGGAUAAUACUAACAAAUAGGGUUUGUAUGAUCGUAGAAACAUGUACAGUUUAAGGAGGAGGCAGGAAACUGCUGCAUGCUGUCCAUUUGUAGUCGGGGGGGGGGGGACGGAAAGUGAAUUGGGAACGGCUUCUUCUAUUGUAUUCUGUGAUGGAUCCAAACCUGUUAAGGAAGAGUACUUGUUACCACAGUCAACUGAAGAAACGAACACAAUUUGUGUCACUUCAGAGUUCAAUUCUUGUGUUUGAGUGUUGCUAACUAAAAUAGCAGCAUAACACAGACGUCUGUUGGCUGCCCACUUCCAAAUAAAACGUAUCACAGGACUAACGUAAACUGGACGUGACUUUUAUCAUUGAUGGGAAAAAAAAUUGCAGUUUGAACAAGUCCAUUUUGUACAAAAAGUUUGAUUGACUGUUGGACUGAAAGUGGUUCUGAAACUGGUGUAGUUUGUAUAUGAAUGUAUGUCAAUGGUGUCAACCUGCUAAAUGUACCAUGAACAUUACCCGAGGCGUCAACCCUUCAACCCGCGACUACAAGACCAUGUCGAUAGUUUGGGUUUAGGGUUCAAGAUGUCCUCCAUGUGAUGAAAUGACAAUACUUCAAACAUAAAACCUUGAUGUUGACCAUGUUAAAAAGCAUAUUUAACAACAAUGGAUAAGAAUAAGAGAAUGUGCUGCUGAAAUGGGAUCGUUUUUGAUCAACUGUACCCAGCAGGCUUGCCACAGGUUUGGUGUGGAAUCAACACAAGAUGACCAACGUUGACUUUUCUUGUCUGCAGCAAAUGGUUCUUCUCUUCUUAUUCCAGAAUGUAUACGUAUGGCAACAAAUGCCAGCUCGACACACGCUGGAGUCACAGGCAGGAAGAACGGCACGACGCAUAGAAUAUCUGUACAUUCUUAAACCAGGGUAGUCUAAAAAGCUGUAAAUCUUGUGAGCACUUUGGGGCAUUUUUUCUUUUCCUUUGUAAAUACUACUAGCAUUUAAGGUGUCUGGGUUUACAUGUCUGGUUAUAGUGCAAUAUAUUUUGUAUGCAAGCAGUUUCAAUAAAUAAAGGUUGAUCUUCUGAUAACUAAA
Doryrhamphus excisus (bluestripe pipefish) is the source of this 6638-nucleotide messenger RNA. It is a transcript of the gene fmr1, whose product is annotated as fragile X messenger ribonucleoprotein 1. Lineage: Eukaryota; Metazoa; Chordata; Actinopteri; Syngnathiformes; Syngnathidae. The record is from RefSeq and is a predicted model, not a curated record. Gene Ontology annotation, molecular function: translation regulator activity; mRNA 3'-UTR binding. Gene Ontology annotation, cellular component: nucleus; neuron projection; cytoplasmic stress granule. Gene Ontology annotation, biological process: regulation of mRNA stability; regulation of translation at presynapse, modulating synaptic transmission; positive regulation of translation.